AUGGAUUCCCUGGAUUCUCUCCGCCAUCUCAUUGCAAACCACCCGCUAAUUGACAAUCAUGCGCAUAAUAUUUUGAGUCGCGAUGUGGCCGCCGACUACGAUUGCUACCCGUUGGAAUCCAUAACAUCCGAGGCCCACGGUCGCGCGUUGGAAAAUGCGCGAUUCACUCUACCCUUACUGCGGGCCACCAACCAACUCACCGAGCUCUACGGGAGUCCCUGUGCGGAAUGGUCAGAUGUCUUGGCCGCCCACACUAGAUGGGUAGAGCAUGAUUAUGAAGGUCUAAUCAAACGAAGUUUGGAAGGCACACAUGUCCUCCUUCUCGAUGAUCUCUUAUCAGACGACGACGUCGAGUCGUACGAGUGGCAUGACUCCUUUACCGUCUCGGCGACAAAACGCAUUGUCCGAAUCGAGGCGAUGGCAUCUUCCUUGCUCGUGGAGCUGAUGGGCAAGCAACGCAAAGAAGGCGAAACCGUGUGGGCUCUAUUCCGGAAGGAAUUCCUUGACAGACUCUCGGACGCAAUGGACGAUCCUGCGGUAGUGGGGUUCAAAUCAGUGAUUUGUUACCGAACCGGUCUGGAUGUUGACCCCCACACGCCAGACGAGGAUCAAUUGAUAGCUUCGCUCCACCGGACUUUGGAUCUUGGAACCAGGAGAUCUGGAUACCGGAUCGAGCAAAAACCGCUGAACGAUUGGCUGGUUCAGCAGACGCUGAAACUGAUUACUUGGAGGAAAAGGGCUGGUAUUGUGAAGCCUCUUCAGUUUCAUACUGGGUUGGGCGACAACGAUAUCAAUCUUGUGCGCGCGAACCCGGCUUAUCUUCAGCCGCUGAUCGUUCAAUACCCUGAUGCGGAUAUUGUGCUGCUUCACUCAGCGUAUCCGUAUACUCGGGACGCCGGAUAUCUGGCUUGUGUAUACCCAAACGUGUAUCUUGAUCUUGGGGAGGUUUUCCCAAUGGUUAGCCGACAGGCCCAGGAAUCCAUUUUACGGGCGAGUCUGGAGAUCACACCGACCAACCGUCUUCUCUGGAGUACAGAUGGUCAUUUUCAUCCGGAGACCUUUUGGCUCGCCAACAAACAAUUUCGACAGGCGCUAGAGAAGGUUUUUGUUGACCUUGUGCAGCAAGGCGACUUCACUGUUUCACAAGCCAAGGCAGCGGCUGCUGACAUCCUAUUCCAUAACUCGAAUCGUCUGUACAAAUUGGGCUUGGAGCCACAGUAUACCUCUGGAUGUAAACGAUCUGUGGUUGCCUGUAGCCAGUUAUGCUCCACAUCUAACCCAUUGGACGCAUUCCUGCAAGCCAACCCGCAGAUCGAGUACGUGUGGAUGCAAUGGGUGGAUUACACAGCAACAGUCCGACUACGCAUGUUCCCACUCCAAGAGUUUAUGGGUAUUGCCCGGAAUGAACGGCGGGUCGGAAUCGCGAUGGCUGCAUUGCACAUGCUCCAAGAUGACAAAAUUCUCCCCGAAGGCUCAACAACGGGGCAGUUCUACUUACAGCCUGACUUUGACAGUCUUUACCUCAAUGGAAGCAUGGUAGCACCGGCUGCACCCAGCGCCACUAUCAUGAAUUUUUGGAAAUCGGAAGAGGGCAAACCUUUGGAAGGCUGCCCAAGGGGUACUUUGCAAGCUGUUGUUGAUAAGUUGCAGAAGUACAAGAUCGACGUCCUGUGUGGAUUUGAAGUGGAGGUGGUAUUCCUCAAGUCCCAGACAGAUCCGGUAACUGGGCAAAAGAAGGCUUACGGCCCUGCGACAAGCAUCCAUUCGUGGUCGCAAAUGACUGUAGAAACAAGACGGAUGGUACCCCUUCUUGAAGAAAUCUCGAGGGUGUUGGCAGGCAUGGGGAUCAAACUCCAGCAAUUCCACGCCGAGUCUGCCCUCGGCCAGUUUGAAUUCAUUCUCCCACCACUCGCACCCCUAGCCGCCGUGGAUUGCCUCAUUGCGACUCGCCAAGUCAUUUACACUAUCGCUGAUCGACAUGGGUUGCGCGCAACCCUCUACCCACGUCCUUCUCCCGAGACAGCUGGAACUGCUGCUCACACACACAUAUCGAUCAACCCCCCGACGCUGGAGGACUCCUUCCUAGCUGGCAUGCUCGCCCACUAUCGAUCCAUCAUCGCAUUUACCCUGUCGCAAGAUGCUAGCUACGAGCGUGUCUGCUCGGGUAUCUGGUCAGGAUCCGAAUGGGUAGCAUGGGGCCUGCAGAACCGCGAGGCUCCAGUACGCAAGAUCAGCCCCGGUCACUGGGAGAUCAAGUCGAUGGAUGGCCUCGCGAACCCUUAUUUCGCCAUGGCUGCCCUCCUAGCUGGAGGCUAUCUGGGCCUGGAGGCAAAGGCACCUCUGACCGUGAAGAAUUGCCCUGUUGAUGCCUCAACACUUUCCGAUUCCCAGCGCUCUGAGCUGGGAAUUACCACACAUAUCCCCAGAUCCUUGAACGAAAGCCUCCUCGCACUCGAAAAUGACCUGUCGUUGCAGGCGUUGCUUGGGCCAGGAUUUGUUCGGAACUAUGCCCUCGUCAAGCGGGCGGAAUCUUCUCGCUUAGCAGCUAUGUCAGAGGAAGAGCGACGCCAGUGGGUUGUGGACAGAUAUUGA
Messenger RNA from Penicillium odoratum, 2592 nucleotides. RefSeq lists its product as uncharacterized. The record is from RefSeq and is a predicted model, not a curated record. Bases 1 to 2592 code for a protein of 863 amino acids. NCBI's taxonomy places the organism in Eukaryota, Fungi, Ascomycota, Eurotiomycetes, Eurotiales, Aspergillaceae. Gene Ontology annotation, molecular function: hydrolase activity; glutamine synthetase activity. The transcript has 3 exons.